Penicillium longicatenatum is the source of this 564-nucleotide messenger RNA. RefSeq lists its product as uncharacterized. Lineage: Eukaryota; Fungi; Ascomycota; Eurotiomycetes; Eurotiales; Aspergillaceae. The record is from RefSeq and is a predicted model, not a curated record. The coding region runs from base 1 to 564 and encodes 187 amino acids. The transcript has 2 exons.
AUGUUGGAGCACAAUGAUCAAGUCGAAGGGCUAUACAAUGGCUCCUACCUUCCUUCAAAUUUACAUGGAAUGUCCAGCGUGCAAUUUGCAGGAGCUCUCAGCCGCCUUGGCAAUGUCUCGAACACGUUGGGCUUUAUAUACGGCAUGCUUAGCUGGGAGAUUUUCAAGCGAGAAGAGGAAAGAGUGAUCCGAGAAGAGUCUCUUUCUUCUGUCCUUGCUGCGAAGAAGGUAAACCGACAGAUGUCAGAGCUUCUCAAGCACUCGGGCAAAGCAAAGGAUUGGGCUAGCGAUGGCCGAAAAGCCGCUAAAAUAGUCUUUGGGACUUUGGAGGGAUGCAGCAAAAUAGUCAGGUCAUUCGCCCUUUUCCUGCUCGGCAAUGUAUGCAGCCUUGACAACAUGCUCAAGAUUGCCCACUUCCCGAUCAUCCGGGAAAACUUUCAAAAGAGCUUUGCACAAAUUGUUGCUGAAAGAACACCGCAAUGGGAGGCCCUGGGGGCUAAAAAUUACAAGGUCUUUGACUAUGCUGAAUUUCUCAGACUUCGCGGCCCCCCCGCUGGAUCGUGA